Molecule: messenger RNA, 1929 nt
Organism: Anopheles marshallii
Lineage: Eukaryota; Metazoa; Arthropoda; Insecta; Diptera; Culicidae
Gene: MTPAP
Product: poly(A) RNA polymerase, mitochondrial
Exons: 2
Coding region: 1-1929 (642 amino acids)
Biological process (GO): mitochondrial mRNA polyadenylation
Molecular function (GO): poly(A) RNA polymerase activity
Source: RefSeq, a predicted model, not a curated record
AUGUACCACAUAUGGCAGACAUCCACAGUGCGCUCGAAACGGGUGAUAACCUGCGGAUAUGGGAACAUCCGGCGGAUACUGCAGCUACCGACUGGCCGGCAACAUCGUACACACUUAUCCUUACCGGUUCGAUAUUGCAGCGCCAAUGUACGAACGUUUGAUGCAAUGCUAUCCGCUAGACGAGCGGAAGCCCGAAGAAGCAUACUAGUGCAAGUAAGCUCGGAACGAUCGUACAACGAGUUGUAUCACUAUUGUUCACAGUUCGGUACUAUCGAAAGUUCCCAUCACUACCGGGUGGAUGGUGAUGCGGAAGGCGACUGUCACUACAUACUGCUCGAGUUCGGUUCCUCCGCCGAAACGGACGCCGCAAUGCAGUCCGGUGUGUUUAGCACCGAGCGACCCGGCGUUCGUGCAAGAUCUAUUUUUCUCUGGUUCCGCACAGGUCCGAAGCCGAAGCUAAUCGCACAGGAAGAACCCAAACGACCAUUAGCCCUAGUAGACGGAGCAAAUCCGAUUGGAGAAACAGAACUAAACGGUCUGCUGUCGUCGGCCGAAAGUAUAGACGAUCAAGUUACCAUACUUCACCGUUUAACGAAACUUAACGACGUAGGCAAACGGUUGCGCUUCUUGGCGGUACGACAGUUGGAAUCUUCAUUGCAGGGAAUGUUCCCCCAAGCGGUUGCUCAUCCAUUCGGUUCCUCCGUCAAUGGAUACGGUCGUAUGGGAUGCGAUCUGGACGUGAUACUGGAUCUGGAUUCGCGCUCCGGUGAACCACCGGAUCGAAAUUCCCGUCUCGUGUAUCACACAAAAUCCACUAAUCCUAACGAGCGAACACAAGUUCAGCGACAGUUGGAAUCCAUCGGAGAUGUUCUGCAGCUGUUUCUGCCCGGUGUUAACAGUGUGCGACGAAUACUGAAGGCUCGCGUACCGAUCGUCAAGUAUCACCAUGAACAUUUGGACCUCGAAAUUGACCUCACCAUGAACAAUACGGCAGGCGUGUAUAUGUCCGAGUUGCUGUACCUUUUCGGGCAGCUGGACGCACGUGUGCGUCCCCUUACGUUCUGUGUGCGCCGCUGGGCCCAAUCCGUUGGGCUCACGAACCAAACACCGGGCUAUUGGAUAACGAACUUUUCGCUCACCAUGCUGGUCAUGUACUUUUUGCAGCAAUUAUCACGCCCAGUGUUACCAUCGAUCAACCGGUUGAUCCAACUCAGUGCCACAUUUUCACCGCCAAACAGUCUACACUCCGUCACACGGUUCGGCGAAGGACAAGCCGAUUGGGCGUACACGUUUCUAAAAAAUCCCGCCAUUUACAGUUCGUUCCGAAGCGAGAAUGAGUCAACCCUCGAGCAGCUACUGACAGAGUUUUUCGAAUUCUACUCACAGUUUGACUUUAACCAGCGUGCAAUUAGCCUCAACUUGGGUUCCACCAUUCUUAAGCCGGACCACAGCCCCAUAUACAUUGUGAAUCCGCUGGAAACGGUGCUGAACGUAAGCAAGAACGUAAAUCUCGAGGAAACGGAACUGUUCCGGAUGCAGGUGCGCAAUGCCGUAUGGUUGCUGGAAGCACACGGGAGAGAAUCUGGCACUGCACCGCCGAGCAGCAGCACCGAACCGUGGGGCCUGGUAAGUUUGUUCGGCCCAAAGCAACAGCAACGCAUUACGCCACAAAUGUUCUUUACCAAGCGAAUGCUGAACGUGAAGGAUAUCUUCGAUGAGGUGCCGGCAGUAGAUGAACCGACCCAGUACCGGAACGUGACAGUUAAAAACCAAAUUGCCGCCAUACAGCGUGCAGCAAAGGCGGAAAUACACAAGCUCAGUACGGGCGGUUCAUCUCCUCGUACGGGAAUGGCAAGUGUGGAAGCAAGGACAACCACAUCGAUAGAAGGCACGGGCGUAAAGCUAAAGCGAAACACAAAGCGACGGUGA